Pichia membranifaciens NRRL Y-2026 is the source of this 2373-nucleotide messenger RNA. RefSeq lists its product as hypothetical. Bases 1 to 2373 code for a protein of 790 amino acids. Gene Ontology annotation, biological process: peptide metabolic process. Gene Ontology annotation, molecular function: metalloendopeptidase activity. Gene Ontology annotation, cellular component: mitochondrion. Lineage: Eukaryota; Fungi; Ascomycota; Pichiomycetes; Pichiales; Pichiaceae. The record is from RefSeq and is a predicted model, not a curated record. The transcript has a single exon.
AUGAAGUUAGUUAUUCGCUCUCUCCGUGCGGCGAUAAGAAGUCCGUUCGUGAACUCGAGGAGGUCGCUCACGACAUCGACAUCUCACAUACAAACCAGCAAUGAUGCCAAUGAAGAUGAAAUAGUGAAAAUCUUUGAUUCUAGUGAUUACUGGAACAAAUUCAACCAACAGCAAUCCUCGGAUAAAACCGCUUCAAACCAAACAGCUUCGAUAUUUGACUCACUGAACUUUAAUUCUUCGAGACAAAAAUCAGUGGGGUUAUUCUGUAACCCUUACUUGACUAGCCCCAAGGGGCUAAAACGUUUUGCAGAAGAAUCCCUCGACCGUGCUAGAGCAUUGACGAACCACAUGAUUGAAGACCAAUCUGAAAAGAGUAUGAAAUCUUACAUAAAAGAGCUUGAUAGACUUUCCGAUAUGCUCUGUAGAGUUAUCGAUUUAUGUGAAUUUGUCCGUGCAGCACACCCAAACUCAUCGUUUGUUAAAGCUGCAGAACAAUGUCAUGCUCAACUAUUUGAACAUAUGAACGUGUUGAAUACAUCUAAGCCUUUGUUUGUCAAGCUUCAGAAAGUUUUGUAUGAUGGAAAGCUAGGCAUUAGGAAAACUUUAUCGCAAGAGGAAAUCUCAGUCGGAGAAUUGCUUUAUUCGGAUUUCAAAAAGUCUGGAAUUGAUAUGGACGACGCUACAGGAGAACAGUUUGUCCAACUAUCGUCGUAUAUUGCAACUGCUGGCCAAGAGUUUAACAACAAUAUCACCAUACCUCAAAGCAAUAGUAUAAAAAUUGAACCGUCGGAGUGGGAAGAGGGUGAUAUCAAUCCAGAAUGUUCCAAGUCUAUAUCUCAUGGGUUUGAUGGCAGCUUAACAAUUCCUAUCUAUGGCCACUUACCUUUUGAGUUGUUGAGAUCUUGUCCGAACAAGAUCAUCCGUCAGAAAAUUUGGGUCGCUUUGCACAGUGUUCCUGAGAAUCAAACUGCUUUACUGACAAGCUUGUUGAGCUGCCGUGCGAUCUUGGCAAAGUUGAUGGGCUGUAACAAUUACGCAGAGUAUGCUCUUCAAGAUAAAAUGGCCCGCAAUUCAAACAAUGUAGUUGGAUUUCUAAGAGGUCUAAUAAACGAUUUACAACCAGAAGUUUUGAAGGAAUUGAAGAUGCUUUACAAAUAUUUUCCGCCCGGUUCAGUUAAAGAAAAUCCAACUUCAGAAGAACUUGUGAAUUCAAUUAGACCAUGGGAUAGAGAGUAUUUGUUGACGAAACAUAUUCUUUCCCAAAAAUCUUCUCAGAACGAAGAUAUUACUCAGUAUUUUUCUCUCGGAACGGUUGUAUCCGGACUUUCUAAACUUUUCCACUCAAUCUAUGGCAUCAAAUUAAUACCCCAGAAGUUGAAACCCGGAGAGGUGUGGUCGUCUAGCGUCCGUCGUUUUGAUGCUGUGAGUGAUAAGGACGGAAAAGUUGGUAUCAUGUAUUUAGACUUACUGCAUAGAGUAGGAAAGACACCACAUCCUGCGCACUUCACGGUCUGUUGUUCCAGAAUGUUAGAUAAUGCUGAACUUGAUUCCAAAGACCCUUUCAACCUAUCAUUGCCUACUACGUCGACGGUUGAAACUGUUGUUCAGAAGGGAAAAACAUACCAACUACCUGUAAUUUCCCUCGUUUGCAACUACUACGGAAACAAGAACAACUCUGGCAUUAUCUGCUUGACACUAGAGCAAGUUGCAACCCUCUUCCAUGAAAUGGGUCAUGCAAUGCAUAGUAUGUUGGGUAGAACUGCAUUACAUAAUGUAUCAGGGACAAGAUGCCAAACCGAUUUCGUUGAAUUACCCUCGAUUCUACAUGAAACUUUUGCCCGUGAUGAGCGUGUUCUUGCAUCUUUUGGUAAACACUAUGAAACAGGAAAGCCUGUUCCGACUCAGUUGGUUAGAAAACACCUGGAGUCCGAUAGACUAUUGACUUAUUGUGAGACAUUUGGGCAGGUUAAGAUGGCUUUGUUAGAUCAGCUAUAUCACGGAGCUGGGAAUUGUGAUGUGACGGAUGAAGCCUUUGAUGCGCUUGGACUGUAUCAUCAACUCGAGUCAAAUCUUGCUAUUCUCGCGGAUACAAAGUCAAGCUGGCCAGGCAAGUUUGGACACUUGUACUCAUACGGUGCAUUGUAUUAUUCUUAUCUUUUGGAUAGGGCGAUCUCUGCAAAAGUUUGGUCCAAUCUUUUCCAAGAAGAUCCAUUCUCUAGAGAAGCCGGUGAAAAGUUCAAGAAUGAAAUUUUGCGUUGGGGUGGUUCUCGUGAUCCAUGGGUUUGUUUAUCUAAAUUGUUGAAUGCAAAAGAACUUGCCAAAGGUGAUGUCAAGGCAAUGGAAUUCAUCAGUAAAGAUAGUGGCCCACUAUAA